AUGCCCAAGAAGCGAACAGGCAAAGCGCUACUCAUCAAGCCAGGCUCGCAAGCAGCGUCGUCUGCUUCUUCAUCCCAACACGAUGACGCUUCAACCCGUCCAUCGGUAAAUGAUCUUAUCCGAGAGUCGCGUCGCUUGCAGUUGAGAGACCAGUCAGUACAUCCCACCUCCCUUUCCCCUGCUGCAUCUGUCCCGCCGGAAUUGAGGAAUGUCCUCGAUCUACCUACUCCAGAGGCCCCGCCACCACGGCCAGGAAUCAGGCGAUUCCGACCGUCUCCCACUGCUCAGCCAGAACGAGGGUCUGGUCGCACACGCAUCGUGCCUGGACCGUCGCCGCCCAGAAGCUGGCUGAUUCAUAGCAGACAUCGUCCUCGCGAUGUAGCAAUUCAACAGGUUAUGCGACGUAUUGAUAAUCCUGUCGAACUUCCGGGUGCAUUUUUUCCCAGCCAGCCAUCUCUGUUGGAUUCGACGUUGAGAGAACUCGCUCAGAACUGGGACUAUCACGCCGCUUACGACGGUACAUACUUGCAGGAUGUUCCCAUCAAGCUACGUGAGGUACUGCUCACUUACAUUGCCAUCUUCAAUGACAAGAUCACGAACAAUCCGCUACGCAUCCUCUUCGAUCCGCGAAUAGCCGACGGCAACGCGCUACUAGACGGUGACAGAAGCGGAAUGAUCAGGAGCGAUACUUCAGAAGUCACUCGCCUGGACGCUUCCGGCUUUCUGGAGGACGGUGCCCGUCUGCGACAAAUCGAAAAUAGCCUGUUGACGAGCGUGCAGAACAAGCCUGCGGAAGAUGAUAAAGCCGACUUUGUGCCCGAUGCCUGGGAUGCAGAGGACUCUCGACUUCCGCCGCCACAGCCUGGCCUGAAGUUCGUCAACCUCAAGCACCUCUCCCUUGCUUUGAACCCCGCGACCGGCGAUAAGACGUAUACGACAGCAUCCUGGAAGACACUACUGCGGCUCUGCGGGCACUUGUCCACACUCGAGUCACUUUCUCUCGCUCACUGGCCUCAACCAACCUAUACAUCGAUCGCUGCACAAACAAACGCUCGCAUUGAGAUCACCAAUUCCACGUCCAGCGCUCCUCGAGUGAGCUUCGGCGGGACAAACAUGUAUUCCCGUCUCGACAACGACUUUCGCGAAUCCGCGGGCAUUCUCCGAUCGCUCUCACAAAAGUUGCACAGCUUGACCUGGCUGGAUCUGACGGGCUGCACAGACUGGUGGGAAGCCCUAUACUGGCGACCUCCAGCGGGUGCAGCAGCAGAAGUCGAUGCACCGUUCGUUGAUGAUGACACGAGUUUCAUUGCCACAAGAGCCGGAUCUUUCAUUUCCACAAGAGCUGGAUCGAGCGGAAGAUGCAAUUAUGCGCCUGAUUGGAACGGCGCCUGGCGAUCCAUAACCUACAUCUCACUCCGCGUUGGCUAUACUCUGGUCGAAGAGGAGCAGCCAGAUUGGACAGCUUCUGAAAAGGAACAUUUGGCUGAUUACGCUUGGCAGAUGGCGCUCCAGAAUGAGAAGCAGACAUUAGAGAAGCUGAAGGCACGGCAGCAAGAGGUCACCGCGGUCUUGCGGACGAUCAGACGGGGAGCUGAAGGAUCGCCUGGGAAGUGGAUUGAGUUCGACGUAUGA
Cyphellophora attinorum is the source of this 1632-nucleotide messenger RNA. RefSeq lists its product as uncharacterized. NCBI's taxonomy places the organism in Eukaryota, Fungi, Ascomycota, Eurotiomycetes, Chaetothyriales, Cyphellophoraceae. The record is from RefSeq and is a predicted model, not a curated record. The coding region runs from base 1 to 1632 and encodes 543 amino acids. The transcript has a single exon.